Molecule: messenger RNA, 4953 nt
Organism: Rattus norvegicus (Norway rat)
Lineage: Eukaryota; Metazoa; Chordata; Mammalia; Rodentia; Muridae
Gene: Usp35
Product: ubiquitin specific peptidase 35
Biological process (GO): protein deubiquitination; ubiquitin-dependent protein catabolic process
Molecular function (GO): cysteine-type deubiquitinase activity
Source: RefSeq, a predicted model, not a curated record
UGAUGUCCACUCCCACAGCACAGCAGACCUGAUCCUCCAACAUGUCUCUACAAAACAUCUGGGCUUGCAUGUUGAGACGUAGCAGACAUCUUUUUAAAAAGGAUUUACUUUUAAGUGUGUGUGUGUGUGUGUGUGUGUGUGUGUGUGUGUGUGUGUGUGUGUGUGUAUGUGUGUCUGUCUGCAUGUAUGCAUGCACGCAUGUACGAAGAGGCUAGAAGAGGGCAUCGGGUCCUCCGGAACAGGGUGACAGUGGUUGGGACAGUGGUCCUGCUGGGCAUGCAGGAACUGAACUCACUUUUGCAAGAGCAGCCGGUGCUCUUACCUGGUGAGUCAUCUCUCCAGCCCCACAGCAGACAUCUUUUAAAGUACAGAGUUGAUUUUGCAAGAGCAAGGAGGAAUCUCCAGGGGUCCCCAAAGGAAGAGAAAACCAAGUUCCCAAAUGGUGAUGGGUGAGGGUCAGAGGAUGAUGACUUGGGUGCAGGUUACCAGUAACAUGGCCAGCCUCAAAUACAAAGGGGCUUGAACAAGCCAUGAAUAAUUGUCACUAUGGAGUGGAACUAUGAAGCCCCCUGGAAGCCAACAAAAAGGUUUCGGUGUUAAUAAAAAUGUGUCUUAGAAAAAAUAUACAUGGGGGGCCAAAAUAGAACUGGGAAAUUUUUUCUAGCUUGAAGUAGACUUUAGGAAAAAGGAAUUUGUAACCACCAGCUGGUUUGGAGGUUGACACUCAGACCUGUUGGUUGUGGAAUGCUGCUCUCAAGCACAGCGUUGAUUUUAAAAGUAUCUAUAAACUCAUAAUACCCAAGGGUUGUCUGGGAGACACAGAGCAGGCCAUAAAGAUAAGCGUGUAUUGCAGAUGAGUUAAUCUAGAAACUUCUGCUGUAAAAGUUCCUUCCCAGGAGAGGUGAGGGCUGUAUGUACUCCUCCAAAGGUCCCAGUGACCAACUCAGGCUCCAGAGCUCACCCGGGAAACGUUGUGCCUAUGCUAACACAGCACAGGGGAUCACCUGCUUCCAGGAUGUGGGUGCGCCUCCCCACUAGUCCUCACAUGGGAAGCCUUUACCAAGCAAGGAUGAGGGCUUCCCUGUGGCCACAUAGGUAGAGCCCCUCCCUAGUGUAUUGUACAGCAGGUGAGGAGUGGUAAGGAGCUUUCUGGAAAGCCUGGCAGAGUAGAGAACAGGAGUUUGACCUUGACCGUUAGUGUCUGGCGGAGGAGGAUACUUCAGAAGGCUGAAAGGGUUUGGUGGUAAUAUCUCUGUGGUGUGCAGGGGACAUCAGAAAGAGUCACUCUGCUUUGUCCAGUAGAUCUGAGUUGCCUAGGCUGGUCUCGAACUUUCAGUCUUCCUUCAGCAACUGAGUGGCUGGGAUGACAGGCAGAUUUUAUGUUCAUCUGUGAGAGAUGACUGACAUGUGAUAAAUGAUCCAGGAACAUUAAGGCAGUGUGGUCAAGGCGUCUUCAGUAGCCUAUGUGUGUGUGUGUGUGUGUGUGUGUGUGUGUGUGUGUGUGUGUGUGUUGGGAGUUGGGCUCAAAGCACCAAGCUAGUGUGAAACUCUGAUGUCUUUGACUGAUGUGGUCAGGAGCUGGAAGGAUGCUGUCCUGACUAGUUUUAUGUCAACUUGACACAAACUAAAGCCAUCAGACAGGAGGGAACCUUGAUUGAGAAAAUGUCUUCAGAAGAUCUGGCUGUAGGCAAAACUGUAGGAUAGUAUCUUAAUUAGUGACUGAUGGUGGGGAGAGCCUAGUCUAUUGUGGGUAGUGCCAUCCUUGGGCUGGUGUCUCUGGGCAAGCCAUGGGGAGCAGGCCAGUAGGCAGCACCCCUCCAUGGCGUCUGCAUCAGCUCCUGCAUCAGCACCUGUAUCAGAUUCCUGCCCUGAAUUCCUUCAGUGAUGGACUAUGAUGUAUGAAGUGUAAGCCAAAUAUGCCUUUUCCUCCCCAACUUGCUUUGGUGUUUCAUCACAGCAGUGAUAACCCUAUCUAGGACAGAAAUUGGUACCAGGAUUGUGGAGCAUUGCUGUGACAGACUGUUGUUGUUGUUGUUGUUGUUGUUAUUGUGAGGAUUGUGAAACUUUGGGCAAGAAAAGCCAUUGAGUGUUGAGAGCUCAACGAGCUCUUCUGUGAAGACAUGGAAGAAAAGAGCAUUGAGGGAAAUGUGGACAGUGGAGCUUGGCUUGUGGCAUUCCAGAGGGAAGGCUGAGCGAGAAGGGAGGUUUAAGGGAGGUUAGUCAGGGCCAUUGCAUGUUUACUGUUUUGAAUCAAGAUUCUAUGAAAUUAUCAGUGAUGAAGAAGAGACUGAGGUGAAAUCUCCUGGAAGUGUUUCCUCAGGGUCAACACAGAGAACUCAUGUCCCAGAAGUGUCCAAGGUUGUGCCGUGUGCUGGCAGCUGAGCUUGGUAAUGUAGGAGUCACCCAACUGGACUUGUGACAGCAUAAAGGGGUCAUGGAGAGCAGCUGAGGCGUGGCACUGUGAGGCCAGGAGAGGCCAUUGGUGAAAGUGCAGCCUCAGGAGCAGUUGAAGAACUGAAGGGGCCAUGCAGAGAAGGUGAGGCUAGCACCCGGAAGAGAGCCCAGGAGACACUGUGGGUGAGAGCACAGCUCAGUGGAGUGGAGACCCCAGCAUUUUAGACAAGUCAGCAUCUUAGGGUGACCAUCAGGAAAAGCUCAAUGGAGUGGAACCAUCUGGAGCCCAGAAGACAAACUAAGUGUGAGGCAGAGGGCAGAGCCAGAGAGUUGACCUGAGCCCCUUAGCGAGGACCCAGGCGAUCAGGAGUGACCGCAGUAGUGGACGUUGAGUUAUUUCAGGAACCCAGAGCUGAGAGACUUUGGAUUUUCAAAAGGAAACUGAAGUUUUAAAGUAUCUGAAUGUGUAAGGACCUCCACAUUCCCAAUGAGGACCGAAUCAAGCAGCUGCUGGGGCAGGAUGCCUGGACCUCACAGAAGAGUGAACUGGCUGGCUUCUAUCCCCGGCUCAUGGCCAAGUCAGACACGGGCAAGAUUGGUUUGAUCAACUUGGGCAACACAUGCUAUGUGAACAGUGUCCUUCAGGCCUUAUUCAUGGCCUCUGACUUUCGACACUGUGUGCUGCGCUUGACUGAGAACAACUCCCAGCCCUUGAUGACCAAGCUGCAAUGGCUCUUUGCCUUCCUGGAGCACAGUCAGAGGCCUGCCAUCUCUCCUGAGAACUUCCUCUCUGCAUCCUGGACACCCUGGUUCAGCCCUGGCACCCAGCAGGACUGUUCAGAAUAUCUGAAGUACCUGCUGGAUCGGCUUCAUGAAGAAGAGAAAACUGGGACAAGGAUCUGCCAGAAGCUCAAGCAGUCCAGCUUGCCAUCCCCACAGGAAGAGCUCCCCAGCUCCAAUGCAACAUCUGUGGAGAGAAUGUUCGGAGGCAAGAUUGUGACGCGGAUAUGCUGUCUCCACUGCCUCAAUGUUUCCUCAAGGGAGGAGGCCUUCACAGACCUCUCUUUGGCCUUCCCUCCUCCUGAGAGAAGUCGCCACCGCCGCCUUGGCUCUGUGAUGCUCCCCACGGAGGAUGUUCGAGCCCAGGAGUUGACGCUGGCUCCCAGAGCCCCAGGGGCGCAGAGGCAGAGGAAGCACUGCAUCACAGGGGACGCUCCUCGCACUGGGCUGGACAUUGAAGGUGUGGACACCGUAGGCAAUGGCGGACAGAGUGGGCAGGAGAAGGUAGAGAGGGAACAGGCUGGGAAGGAGAAGGAGGUGGCAGAGGACAGGGAAGAGGAAGGACCAAGGGAAGAGGAGAAAGAAGAAGGGGAAGAGAAAGACAAAGAGAAGAAGGAAGAUGAGAAGGAAAAGGAAGCCGAGGACGGCAAGGAGAAGGAAGGGGACAGCUUGGGACCAGGGACCCGCAAGGAUGCUGCCACUCCACCCAGGGAGCAGGCAUGUGGCCCUGAGGGUUCCCGCUCUGUACUGGACUUGGUCAACUACUUCCUGUCUCCUGAGAGGCUGACAGCUGAGAACCGCUACUACUGUGAGUCCUGUGCCUCCCUGCAGGAUGCGGAGAAGGUGGUGGAGCUGAGCCAGGGUCCAUGCUACCUCAUCCUUACACUGCUGCGCUUCUCCUUUGACCUGCGUACCAUGCGGCGGCGCAAGAUCCUGGACGAUGUCACCAUCCCCCUUCUGCUGCGCCUGCCACUGGCUGGGGGUCAGGGCCAGGCCUAUGACCUCUGUAGUGUGGUCGUACACUCUGGAGUGUCCUCAGAGAGUGGCCACUAUUACUGCUAUGCUCGUGAGGGUGCUGCUCGGCCAGCUCCUGUCCUGGGAUCCACAGAGAGGCCUGAGCCCGAGAACCAGUGGUACCUGUUUAAUGAUACCCGGGUGUCGUUCUCAUCCUUUGAGUCUGUCAGCAAUGUCACCUCCUUUUUCCCUAAGGACACUGCCUAUGUGCUCUUCUACCGCCAGAGGCCCCAGGAGGCCCCUGAGGCUGAGCCUGGUUCUCCUAGAGUCCGAGCAGAGCCUACCCUCCACAAGGACCUGAUGGAGGCCAUUUCCAAAGACAAUGUCCUCUACCUGCAGGAACAGGAGAAGGAGGCACGGAGCAGGGCAGCUUACAUCUCUACACUCCCUGCCCCUCCACACUGGAGUAGAGGCUUCGAUGAAGAUAAAGAUGAGGAUGAAGGCUCGGCAGGGGGUUGCAACCCUGCAGGGGGCAAUGGUGACUUCCACAGACUGGUCUUCUAAUGGGAACUCCCACUUGUGGGGGUAUCAUAACCAACCUCAGAGUGGGCCGGGUGGGGCUCAGGGCCCAGGUCGAACACUGCCACCUGGGGUCUUAGAGAGCUGUGGAGGCAAACCCGAGGUGAAACAGGUCUUUCUGAGGGCAAGGAGGAUGAAGAGGGACCAUUUGGGAUGUCAGUCUGUAGCUUGAAGUACACAGAGAAACUGAAACCCAAAGCUAUAGGCAUUCAUCCUAUUAAACUAUUAGUCAAGUGUCCUGACUAA